Molecule: messenger RNA, 3947 nt
Organism: Pectinophora gossypiella (pink bollworm)
Lineage: Eukaryota; Metazoa; Arthropoda; Insecta; Lepidoptera; Gelechiidae
Gene: TBC1D5
Product: TBC1 domain family member 5
Exons: 13
Coding region: 210-1850 (546 amino acids)
Biological process (GO): activation of GTPase activity
Molecular function (GO): GTPase activator activity
Source: RefSeq, a predicted model, not a curated record
AACUCCAAGUAGGUAUUUUUCUGCCAGUUUCAGUUUAUUGGCCUUUCUUGGAUUCUUGGGUCAGAUAGUUUCUGUAAAUUAUUUCUUAUAAGAAACUAAUUGAAUGAAACUAUUUGUCGUAUUCAUAUCGAUUUCGGUCUUUAAGUAUUUUAAGUGUUCAUUUUAGUUAAAUGUAUAAAAUAUGUUCGAGUAAAAUAUAAACUUUGAGAAUGGAACAGGAUAUUGUUGAUGUUCCUUUGAGCUCUCCAAUUCUGAACAGUGUGGAAACUAAGGACUACGCAUUGAGUCUGUCAUGGGGAAUAGAAAGCCUACGGUAUUCAGCCAUGCAGUUAAAUUUACCUCGUCCACGCAGCCUCGCCUGGGCAAUUCUCUUGCAAGUUAUACCACCUCCUAGUGAUGAUAUUAUAAAAUGUCUCAAAACACAUAGGAAUUUCUACAAUGAUUUAAAAUCAAAGUUGUCAAUGGAUCCACGUGCUGUAGUCGGCGACGACCCUCUGUCACAAAAUGAUGAGAGCGCAUGGAAGCAGCAUUUUUGUGACAACGAACUCCAAGCGCUAAUUCUGCAAGAUGUGGUGCGGACAUUCCCUGAUGAACCUUAUUUCCGAGACUCUAAAGUGCAGAAUCUUAUGGUAUCGGUUCUGUUCUUUUGGGCACGCUCGCACACCGUCGGCUACCGGCAAGGCAUGCAUGAGGUCCUGGCGCCGCUACUGUUAGAACUUUAUAUAGAUAGGAAACACGCCCCAACUGCACUCUGCAAUACAUUGAAAUGCUUUUUGGAUGAAGCAUAUUUAGAACACGACAGUUAUAUGUUGUUCAGUGCUGUGAUGAAAGGAUUAGAGAAGUUCUACACGACGGGAGACGCGGUGCCCAGCCCGAGCGGGAGGUUGCCGCCGUCUAGGCAUAUACAUAGUCCAAACGAAGUAGUGCGGUACCUAGAGCGCAUACGGGAAGAACAUUUAGUAUCAUUGGACUUGGAAUUGGCGACACAUCUCGAUAGGUGUAAUAUUACCAUGGAGCUUUUUGGAAUACGAUGGGUUCGGCUAUUAUUCGGCCGUGAGUUCAUCCGCAGUGACUUGCCGCAGCUGUGGAGCUUCAUAUUCGCAGACGGGCCUCUACUGCCACAUUUACAUUACAUGGUGCUUGCUUUACUACUCGCGCUAAGAACUUUAUUAUUAGACCCGGACCCAGGCUGCGUGCUCUCAGCGCUGAUGCGGCCAAGUGCGGUGCCUGUGACGCAUGUGUGCGCGCUGGCCUUGCACCUGCGCGACCCGCUACUACACCCGCGACCCUCGCCCUAUCACUUCCAUGACACGACCAAUCACAAUAGCAGCGGCGAUUCGCCGGCGGGUCGCAGCGCGGAGCGGGCGGGCUGGGAGGUGAGCGGCGCGCUGUCGGGGUCGUCGGGCUCGGAGGGCGUGGAGGGGCUGGCGGAGGGCGUGGCGGAGGGCGCGGACGUGGCGCGCGAGCUGGCGGCGCUGGCGCUGCUGCGCGCGCAGCUGCCCGGCGCCGCCGCCGCGCUGGCCGCCGCGCUGCCGCGCCCGCCGCCGCACGUGGCCGCGCCGCUGCGGCACGUGCUGCAGUUGGCUGCUCUCCUGCAAUGCAGAAACCACGCGCUAAUCGACGUGGAAACCGCGUUGGAGGCGGCAGAGGGACAAGACACGGACAAAGUGGGAAAACGACAGUUAGUCCCGGUCUCCAUGAUAGGGGGGAGGCGUGUCGCUUCAAGGCAACCCCCUCCUAAACCAGUGAAAUUGAAAGAAGUGCAACUGAAAGUGUUUCAUCAAACCGAGUGUAACGCUAGUACAAGCGACCUGCCCUGUUUGGACCCUCUCAAACUAAGAACAGAGUGAUUAAGACGGAAAAUUAUGUUGUACAGCUAUUACCAUUAAUUACUCAAUUAAGAUACAGACUUUCUUUUGAAACUGGUUAAUACAUAAUCGGUAUUGUGAAGUAAAAAAUAAUGUACAAAGACAUUAGUGCCGAUUCCUGUAGACUCCAAAAGAGAAAGGGACGGAUAAUUGACAGGCAUUUAAUUUAUAGAAAUUCUUAACAAGCCUUUGAAAAUUUUCUAUUAGCCAAUUAUCUGACAGAAUUUAGUUGACAGCACACGUCAAACUGUCAAACAGGUUGAAUACUUGGAGGAAGAAUGAGAUAGGUAUCCUAUAUCCUUUCUCUAAGAGACCAGAGAGAACAGAUCCCUAUUUGAUUCGCCCGGGUGAACGAAUACAUUCAUUUACUCAUUCAUUUAAAAUUAAUAGUCAAUCAUCAGUCCCUUUCCUUUUCGGCGGAUAAAAAGUGAAAAGUAUAACUUACAAUUUGGACAGAAGGCAAGAGGGAAACCACUGCUCUAUUUUUCGGAGGAUGCUACACCGACAAGAGCGUGGCUUUUAAAUUAAAUUUAGGAGGUGUAGCAGGAAUUAGGACCAUUGAAUGUAGAUAGUGUUAGUGAGAGAAGGCUUCCAAUCGUUGCUGCUUUACGAAUGGUUUGGUUGUUGGUAUGUGAAAUUAAGAAUUUAUCAAAGAUGCAAUUAUUAUUAGGUAAUAAAAUUAACACUGGAGCAACGUGAUGAAGUAUGCUCUAUAUUAACUUCGUUUUCGAGGGAAGGCCUGUGCCCAGCAGUGGGAUUUAUAGGCUAUUUAUGUAAUAAAAUAUACAAAACUCGCUUUUCUAAAAGUGAAAAAAAUAAAAUGGUUAUCGCGUUUUGUACUAUCUCGUAGUAUCCUAUUCAUAGUUAUUGUAUGAUCUCGUAUUUCUUACUCAGAAGUAUGGUGCAAUAUUCAUCUAUGUCUGCCCCACUCUAUUGCAUUUUACCAUAUAUUCCGUAGGAUGAUUAGAAUGACAAUUGACAACAGGGCAGGCAUAUACGUAGUACAUCGCUUAGCGCGAAACAGACGAGAGAUGUCUCUUCUCGAUUUUGGUGCAAAUAAUCUUAAUUUUUUGUAUAUUUUUGAGAUUGUAUUAGUUUACGUAAAAACAUAGUGGUGCUUGUUCGGGCGGGCAUAAACUUAACCUAAUUUUAAUUUGACAGCUCCUAAAUUGUUGUCGUCCUUCACUUACAAUACGUGCCAGAAUGAGAUGCAGCUAGUUUUAGUCCUGUCAUAUUAAGUUUGUGGUUGCUUAAAUCGACACUAUUAUAGACCUUAUCCCAUUUCUUUUAAUUUCAUAGUCAAUAAAUAGAUAGAAGGAACACAAGAAAAUAAGUAAAAGACUAUUUUUGUCUGGAUUUUAGAAACGUUCUUGAAGGGAUUUUUGUAUCCUAUGUUUUUCUAAAGUUUAAGUUAUAAUACUGCCUGGAAUAUGUUGAUUAUUUUGCUCAGUUGUUUUGUAACAUUGUGAAUUUGUGAUAAAUAUUUGUAUUAUCCAUUAGGUUGAAAGUUCACAAAUUAAAUAUUAUAUCGUUAGUUAUUUAUUACACUGUGCUACAUCAACAUAAAGAUUUUAUUUGCAUUAUUAGAAUAAGUGUUAUGUAAAAUAUAAAAAAGCAUUUCUAAAUGUAAGUCUUGUAUUUCGAAUAAGAAUUUAUUUUUGUGUUGCCAAUUUACUUAUGUAUGUUAAGUUAUGCCUUCCACAGCCUUCCAUUGAACAAAUCAUGUGAAAUGAAACAUAUUUAGGUAAAGAUAGCUUAUAUUCUUGGAUAUUAAAAAAAAACCAUACCAUUUUUGCACGUUAUCAGACGUUACGUUUACGAUGGCACGAUAACUAUCAUUCAUUGGACACUAUGCUGUUUUAUCAGAGCAUUUUUUUUUUACUUUAAUAUACUUAAUUCAUUAAAUUCUGCAUUCUACAAUUCCGUUAGAACUAUUGCACUGUCACAAACUAAGAAAAUUUUGCGACUAUUUUUUAGUUGCAUUUUGUAAUGGGGUACAAUCAAAAUAAUAUAGCAAAUAUAGAACGUCCAUGUGUGUAAAGUCUAUCUUGUUAAUGACAAUAAAAAACAAUGCAUCAA